GAGAGUGCCAGUAGAGCUGUAGCUGUGGUGGUGAGAGGUAGUGUUGCUUGUCGCACCUCGGAAACAGUGUCAGCCUCUUCCCUAUAACACUUUCCUCUCUCAUGACAACCAGACGAUUUCUGAGGAUUAUUUACCUGGCUUUGGAUACUUAAGGAAGGCAAUACGUCAUAAGAAUUACAACAUUUGAAGCAGGUGAUGAUGGCGUGUGUAUGGGCGUGGGCGGGGCUAGCCACAUUCCUCACCCUCAUACUUCUCGUCACUCCAGGUGUGGCUGUGCAGUGCUUCCUGUGUAGCUUCUCACCUCGCAGCAACAGCACCAGGAUUGACGGCUGUACAGAUAAUAACUUCACCAGAGAACAUAUAGAAUCUCGCUCCUGUCGCCUCGGCUGUGAGUCUGUGACAGUCUACGACCUCAAUGGUGAAUGGGAAAGUUUUCAUCGCAACUGUGCAACCAACGACACCAUUAUGACCAACUCCUGUGAGACCUACAAGACCAUCAUCCUAACACGGAAAGUGUGUUCCUGUGACUGGUCAUACUGCAACACAGCCCAGGAUAACAUCUACACAUUCCGGCCGCUGCUGUUGGUGGCUCUGGCAUCCACAGUCGCGAGUCUGCAAGUUUUGCAGAAGCUGCAUGCCGUAUGAGGAAUGCUGUAAGCCUCUGUAAUUCCUGUUACCGUCAGUCCUUAAGCCAUCUUCAAGGAAACUUGCGCUGGGUCUCCUAGCCGAGAAAGAUGAUUAUAACUUCUGGCCAGUAAGGAAGAUGCUGUGAUUUUAAUUCAGUGAUUUGAUUUAGAAUAAGAAAUAGUGAAGCAGAGUAAAGACAAAGGGCGUCGUUUUAAAUGUAAAUGUGAUGGGUGGUGGCAAAGAUGGCAAUGAGUAAGGUACUGUACGGAUUCGUCACAGUAAGGGGUGAGUACACACACCACCUGCUUCGUCACAGUUGACGGGGUGAAUACACACACCACCUGCUUCGUCACAGUUGACGGGGUGAAUACACACAUCACCUACUUUGUCACAGUUGACAGGAUGAAUACACACACCACCUGCUUCGUCACAGUUGACAGGGUGAAUACACACACCACCUGCUUCGUCACAGUUGACAGGGUGAAUACAUACACCACCUGCUUCGUCACAAUUGACGGGGUGAAUACACACAUGACCUGCUUCGCCACAGCUGACGAGGUGAAUCAUUCGCCAACUUCUGUUGCCACCAUCUCAACUUGCCAUGAACAUGAUCCACAACGUUAGCAUUUACAAUGCAUCUGAUUCUCUCUGAUAUUUAGAGAGUGUCCUGCAUGUAGCCUUUCUGAACAAGGAAGAAUUUACAAUAUUUUACAUUAACAUUCUUAUCGGGAAGUCAUGAUGGUGUGAACUAACACACCGAGAAGCCUCACUGUCGUCUUUGAUCUGAAGCAGAAUCUUUUAAAUUUGUGCUGAUAUGAAGAAGAAUCUUAUAUAUUUGUGUUUUAAUUUGGAUUUUUUUUUUAGAAUAAGGACACCAUACCCAGUCAUAAUUGAUAAGUAUCAAUAAUGAACUAAGGUGACAUGGACCACGUCUUAUUCAGCUCUGGGUAUGAUCCAGUGUUUAUAGGCAAGACAGUAAUGGGUCGCAACAGGUGCUGCAGUAAAUAUUUUUUAAAUCAAAUUCCAAGAAGUGAACUAUACAAACGGCUUAUCGCCAGUAAUUAUGUUGACAAACACAGAAGUGUGAAAAAAUAAGCCUUUAUUUGAACAACGUUUCGCUCUAUGUUAAACGAGACAUUUUUUUUUUUAUGACGUAGCUUUAUCCAUAAAUAGAGGACCCAGGUCCUGCCACUUCGACAGCCCAGCCAUACAGGGUUCAGACAGUUCAAGCAAGGUAUUAGCAUACAUUAAUAAGAUUGGCAUUGGUAAAAUUGUACAUGUUGAAUGGCUUUGAGGAUUGCUGCUCUUCCUCAAGUAUGUUUGUUGAGUGUGAUAUUGCCAAUGCGUGGUUAACCUUCAGUGCCCAGUCACGCCUUCCUUAUGACAAAUUAAUGCUACGUACCUUUGAUGACACCUCGAAGAGCCGUCCAGAAGUGAUGAGACUUGAAAUCGAGCUUGUAUAAUAAGCAUUGUGUUUACAAGUGUUGUACAGCUGCUCUGGCAACAGCCGAUCCAGGAACACCUAGGAUACUGGUGUGAGGUGUAACUGUUCCGACAACAGCAAGUUACGCAGCAUCGACUGCAAAUGUGUUUUCACACAGCUGGCACACGAGCACCCCCGUAUGUAAGUGCAGCAGCUGAUACAGGAGCACCACGCGUUGAAAUGCAGAAGCUGGUUCAGGGGCACCAUCUGUUCUAGUCAGGAUGAAUUUCUCGACGUGUUCUGCAUUGUGACAGUAGUAAUUAGAUCUUCACUUCUUCACGUAGUUAGUUCUUCAUUGGCUUAGGUGGUGGACAGCUGAUCAGCCACAGGAAAUAUAAAGCACCACUGGCUGAAUGCAAACAUUCGCUCACAAAACGAGAAUACAGUCGUAUAAAACAUUCCACUGAUGUGAAUUGACUCAUUCCUCACUGUGCUUGUCAUUCGGUGGGAUCCCCAUUACCAAGCCUCCAAGGUUGCCUCAGAAGCAAUAAAUAUGUAUUGUGUAUAUAUAUUUUAGAUAUAAAUGUAUUUAUCACUGCCACGCUAAACACAAAGUACCAUUCUAGAGUCUAAUUAUGUGAGCUCUUGAGUUAUUCAAAAGAACCAAUGAGCUGCAGACACUGCUUCUAAGCAUUUCAAAUGCAUAGCAUGAAUGAGUAUGCAUCGAAAAAGCAGAAAAUUCACUUCUAUUUGUAACUCUCACACUAAGCUUGCUUUCGUCAGCAAGAAAAGACUCGAUUUUAUAAUCACGAAAGCUUUUUGUAUUUAUAUUCAAUACGACCUGUAAUGGCUGCAAUGUUUAGUCAAUAAAAUUUGGAAAGUUGAUGCAAAUACUGGGCAUUUUGUAGCACGUAUUGCUCACGUGUAAGGUAGAGAACUACUCGUGCAAGUCAAUUCCUUAUAUACGACGUUUCGCUCUACCCAGACCGAAACCCCGUCUAUAAGUUUGUACUGCACCAACAAUCCUUCUACCGCAGUGUCAUGCCAAGACCCACAAGUCCUUUGUGGAUACACUACAUACACACUGUGUCUACUACACUGUGUAGGCAUACACUGUGUGUUCUACUCUGUGUGUACUACAUUGUAGGCUUAUAAUGUGUCUGUACUACACUGUAGACAUUAUGACUGUACUACACUGUAGACAUACACUGUGUACUACACUAGGCUUACACUGUGUCUGUACUACACCGUAGACAUACACAGUGUCUUUACUACACUACAGGCAUACACUGUGUCUGCUCAGUGUCUGCACUACACUCUGCCUUGUCUCUCCUGCUCUCUACCACAAAUGCAUCAGCAGUUAUUUCACAACUCUGUCGCGGGGCCUAGUGCCCAGUUCACUUUAUAUGUGAUAAAAUUUAGUUUAUGUUAGACCCGAAUGGUGUAAUGCCGACCAUGGUGAAGAGAAGCCACGCGAUACAGAGCAAGCUUUUGUUGGGGAAAUGUUUGGCCUUGUAUGAAGGUUUAUCAAGUCCUGACUUGAUGCAGCUCUACAUUAAGCGAAACGUUGACCCAGCAAAGAGCUUCUCCGGUAAUCUGUGACUGUGUCUUCGUAGUUUUUGUUAUUGGUAAUAUAGAGGAGACGUGGUGUACCACACUGAAGUUAGCUUUCUGUAUCACAGUGGUAGACUCCUUACUGAUAUGUACUCAAUAAGCUAGCAACCAAAUGUCUUGUAAAAAUCAGCUUUAUAUAUAUAUAUAUGAGAUACGGAUUUUAUAAAACACCUUAAGGAUCCCCUCCCUUCCUUGCAUUUGUCUUUCAUAUUGUCAAGACUAUAUUAAUUCCAUAGAUUUUAUACCACAAUUUAGGUUUAUAAAAUAUAUAUAUUGAAAAGUAGUAUGUAAUAUAUUGAGAAAUUAUGUCUUUAGAAUAGAUAGCGCUGUCAAAACAAGAGGGAUUUCUUGGUAUAUAUGAAAAGAGUAAAUAAAGGCCACAACACAGUAUGUUUGACAUUUGUUGUUAUAAUAGUUGACAUAUAAGGGUUAAGAUAACCAGAACGCGGUAUAACUAGCACAUUGAUCUUAGGAGGUCACCACAUUAUAUGGCCAGAGGUAUACACACAAGUAUAUAUGUAUAUAUAUAUAUAUAUAUAUAUAUAUAUAUAUAUAUAUAUAUAUUUAU
Cherax quadricarinatus is the source of this 4232-nucleotide messenger RNA. The record is from RefSeq and is a predicted model, not a curated record. Lineage: Eukaryota; Metazoa; Arthropoda; Malacostraca; Decapoda; Parastacidae.